UUAAAAGAAAGCUUGGAACAAUCAAUAAGUCAACUGCGGAAUCAACGUUUACUGAGAAACUCAAGAGGGAGAAGUGUUUCUGUUACAAGUCUGAGUACAAGUGACCUUGAUGGUGGCACUGUGACAGAGAGCCACCGUUUUCCACCUACCUCACCUCUCAAGGACUGUGAUCCACAGGGUACUAAGCGAAUUAGGUCCAGAACUGGUGUUCGGUUUCUUCAGGAGACUGAUGACACAGUCCAGCUUCAUGCUUUUCAUCAGUCCCUUCGGGAUCUCAGCAGUGAACAAGUUCGCCUUGGAGAAGAUUUCAACAGAGAGCUUUCCAGAAGAAGCCGGUCAGAUGCUGAAACAAAAAGGGCUUUGGAAGAUUUGACUGAAAAACUUAGUGAAGCCCAGAAAAAAGAAGUGAUUUCAGAUCGGGUGGAGCGGCGGCUUCAGGAAAUAGAAAGAGAGAUGCGCACAGAAAGAGAACUGGUGGAAAGACGUCAGGAUCAGUUGGGACUCAUGUCCUUGCAGCUACAGGAGACAUUGAAGAAACAAGAAGCAAAAACAGAUGAGAAUGAGGGAAUAAUGAAAAAUAAGCUACAACAAACUGAAACUGAGAAGAGUCAACUUGAACAGGAAUUGGAGCUAUCUCGCAGGCUGUUGAGUCAAUCAGAAGGCAAUAGAGAAAUGCUUUUGCACCAGGUAGAAGAACUGCGUACACAACUUACAAAGGCAGAAGGUGAUCGGAAGGGUUUGCAGCAUCAAGUAUCUCAGAUUUCCAAGCAGUGGUCAAACCAUCAAAAUGAACAAGUUGAUGACUGGAGAUUUAGAAGAGGGGUAGAGUGGGAAAAACAGGAACUGGAGAAGCAGAUGUCAGAUUUGAAAGUGCAGCUGAACUUCAAUUCACUGGCAUCUGAGUUGGAGGAAGUGAAGCGGUGCAUGGAGCGAAAAGACAAGGAGAAAGCAAAUUUGGCAGCAGAAAUAGAGACUCUAACACGUGAAUUGGGGAACAGGGAGAAACAACAACUGCGGAUGUUGGAUCAACUUAAGGAGAUCGAGACUCACUUUGAGACAUGUGAGGCUGAGCGGAAGCAAGCUGGUCUCCAGAUCUCAGAGCUGACUCAGCAUGCAGAGGAUGCAACCAAGCAGGCUGAGCAGUACCUCAGUGAGCUCCAGCAGUCAGAGGCCCUGAGAGAGGAGGCAGAGAAGAGGAGAGAAGACCUGAAAAUGAAAGCUCAAGAAUCCAUUAGGCAGUGGAAGCUUAAGCAUAAGAAGUUAGAGCGAGCAUUGGAAAAACAAUCUGAAACUAUUGAUGAACUGACGGACAAGAAUCAUCAGAUUCUAAAAGAAAAGGAUGAAUUGAAAAGUCAGCUUUAUGCAGCCCUACAACAGAUAGAAAGUCUUAGAAAGGAACUAAAUGAUGUUUUAACCAAGCGUGCCCUACAAGAGGAAGAACUUCACUGUAAGGAGAAGAAACUAAGUGAUGUUCAGUCUCAUCAAGCUGACCUUGAACUAGAAGUCAAGAGUUCCCUUGACACUAUCCAUAGACUAGAAGGUGAAUUAAAAAGGCAGAAUAAGAGUCAAAACCAGAUUAAAAUUGAGAAAGCUCACCUGGAGGAAGAAAUUGCAGAGCUAAAGAAGAGCCAGGCUCAGGACAAAGCUAAACUUCUUGAGAUGCAAGAGUCCAUCAAGGACUUGAGUGCCAUCCGAGCAGAUCUUGCUAAUAAAUUAGCUGAAGAAGAGAGAGCCAAGAAAGCAGUGCUUAAAGAUCUUUCUGACUUGACAGCCCAGGUAAAAUCCAGAGAUGAAGAAACAACUACAGUCAUCACACAGUUAAAACUAGAACGAGAUGUUCACCAGAGGGAACUGGAAGAUCUCACAUCAUCAUUGCAGAGUGUGAAAAUGAAACAUGAACAAAAUAUCCAAGAGCUGAUGAAGCACUUUAAGAAAGAAAAGAGUGAAGCAGAGACUCACAUUAGGACAUUAAAGGCAGAAAGCUUAGAAGAUAAGAAUAUGGCUAAAGUUCAUCGUUGUCAGCUAGAGAAGUUGAAAUCACAGUGUGAGAGACUGACAGAGGAAUUAACCCAGAAUGAAAAUGAGAAUAAAAAACUAAAGCUACAAUAUCAGUGUUUGAAAGAACAACUAGAAGAAAAGGAAAAACAUAUAAGCAAUGAAGAAGAGCACUUAAGGAGGAUGGAAGAGGCCAGAUUGCAGCUCAAGGAUCAACUUCUUUGUCUGGAGACUGAACAGGAAUCCAUUCUUGGCAUGAUAGGAAAGGAAAUUGAUGCAGCUUGUAAAACUUUUUCUAAGGAUUCAAUGGAGAAAUUGAAAGUUUUUUCCUCUGGCCCUGAUAUACAUUAUGACCCACAUCGCUGGCUAGCAGAAAGCAAGACUAAACUUCAGUGGCUGUGUGAAGAACUGAAAGAGAGAGAAAACAGAGAGAAGAAUCUGCGACACCAGUUGAUGCUCUGCAGGCAACAGCUCAGGGAUCUGACUGACAACAAGGAGUCUGAGCUCCAGAGUCUCUUUGAACAGAUAGAAAGGCAGGAGCAGCUUCUUGAGGAGAUUCAUCAGGAGAAGAGAGGUAUGUUAACUAUUCUCAUUUUAAUUUUUCUUUGUGCAUAUUCAUGUAAUUCAAGGAUCGGAAAAGCCUAUUGGUGCUACCUCCAAUUUGGACUGUUUCCAAAUCUUCCCUUGUCUCUUGUCUUCUCAUCUUUCUUCUUUUCUGAGACAUAA
Messenger RNA from Castor canadensis (American beaver), 2721 nucleotides. The record is from RefSeq and is a predicted model, not a curated record. Lineage: Eukaryota; Metazoa; Chordata; Mammalia; Rodentia; Castoridae.